AUGAAAACGGAGAAGUGUCGCACAAGAGCUCGUGAUAUCGUUUGUAAUAUUAAUCAACUGAUACCUGAUUCACUUCCGAAUACAUGUCCAAAAUAUGAUGACAAAUUACGUGGUCAUUACAUGGGUUGUUUUGAAGAUUCACUGAAUUCUCGCCUUCUUAAUGGACAUUUUUACAUGUUUAAAAAUAAUUCACCGUCAUAUUGUGUUAAUAUGUGUCUUCGAGCAGGUUAUAGUUUUGCAGCUAUUGAAUAUCGUGACGAAUGUUUCUGUGGUGACACGUUGGCAAAUGUCGUUUCACUUCCGGAUAUAUCAUGCGAACAGUAUCAUUGUAAUGAUGAUAGCUUAUUUUGUGGUGGUUAUAAUGCAGCUGCUCUUUAUCGUACUGGUGUAAUUGAAAAGCCUCUAUUGGUAAUCAAUUAUAGUGAGCCAGACAACAAUGUGCCAAAUGUGCAGAUUUUAUUUCUUUUACAGUUGAAUGGACGAAAUACUCGGCAGGUGAACCGUUUAUUGCGGGUUAUUUAUUCACGAAAACAUUUUUAUAUAAUACAUGUUGAUAGCCGACAGCAGUAUAUGUUUGAGGAGAUGAGGGAACUUGUUGCCAAUAUUCGUAAAGCUGGUUACGAGAACAUUUAUUUGAUGGAAAAACGUUAUGCAACGAUUUGGGCAGGUGCUACAUUAUUAUCCAUGGUUUUGGAUGUAUUGAAAACAGCUUUGUAUUCUCUGAACUGGAACAGCUGGGAUUUCAUGUUGAAUUUAAGUGAAAGCAGUUUUCCUAUUCUUUCAAUGGUUGAAUUAGAAUUUCAUUUAGCAAAAAAUAAAGGACGAAUCUUCCUGAGCAAUCAUGGUUAUGACACUGCACGAUUCAUUCAAAAACAAGGACUAGAAUACGUAUUCAUGCAGUGUGAAAAUCGAAUGUGGCUUCUGACGAAACGGACAAAGUUUCCAAAUUCAAUUCGCUUGGAUGGCGGCUCCGAUUGGGUUGUUAUCAGCCGAGAUUUUGCCGAAUACGCCUUAUCCGAUGAAGAAUUACCUCUAAAUUUUCGAAAAUUUUUCGCCAAUGUUCUGCUACCAGUUGAAACUUUCUUUCAUACUCUAGCAGCUAACUCGAAAUUCUGCAUGCAAGUGGUAAAAGGAAACUUGCAUCUUACAAACUGGAAACGUCGACAGGGUUGCCGCUGUGCAGGAUUGAAAAUGAUUGUUGAUUGGUGUGGUUGUUCACCACUUGCUUUUCGUUCUUCUGAUAUCUCGAAAUUUUCAAUUAAGACUGUCAAAAGUAGGGUGGUAUUUUUUGGUCGCAAAUUCGAUCCAAUGAUAAAUCAACAGGCUAUUGCCAUCGCUGAAGCGCAAGCAUUAAGAUUCACUGUUGGUAACAGUAAUAGCAACCAUCCAUCAUUUAACAAAUCCUGGAUAAAUGUUUAUUUAUCACCAUUCGAUCAGUCAGUGUUACUGGAAAGCUUCGCUCGUACAUUGCUACCUUAUCAAAAAAGUCGAGAUUGUAUAUUUGGAAAUCUUUCAUCGAUUACUGCUUAUAAAGAAGACGAUGAAGCACAUAUUCAGAACAUAUACCGAUCAUCUUACAUAUGUAAUAAUAAUGAAAUAGAAUUUAUUCAAGUGCUAGUAGAAUCAACCAAUCCAGUAAAAUUUGUGAAUACAACCGUAGAUGGUUACGAAUUGGAAGAUCUCGAAAUUGGUUCUGAUUUUGAUCUUAAAGAAGAAGUUUUCCGGAAGUACCACAAUGUUUUAUCUGAGGAAGAUACGAUUUAUGCAAAACUGCAAUGGCGAAGGAUCGAAUCGUUAUCAACUUCUGUGCACGAAAAUUUCACUAGCCCUCAAGUAAUAGUAGAAUGGAAGAAUCCCUCUGAUUUCCUUAUCAAACGAACAAAAAUAAAUCCGUAUGAUUCCAUAUAUGGUGGACAGUAUACGGAAUUAUUUUCAAAUGAAAUAACGCCCGGUGAAUGGACUGUUGAAUUCCGCAUGGACGAUGACACCAGUACUAUUAUUGGUUCUAUAAAUUUUAUAAUAUUUUCAACAACUGAUCGAAAUAUUACUGAGAACAUAAUAUCCAAAUACUUUCGCCGUAUUGAUUUUUGCUCGGAAGCUAACGUUGACGAUUUACCGAAUUGUCUAACAACAUCGUGGAGUGCAAAUUAUUCGGAUCCAAAAUCUCGUUUAUUCUUUGAUCCUGUUUAA
Molecule: messenger RNA, 2190 nt
Organism: Cercopithifilaria johnstoni
Lineage: Eukaryota; Metazoa; Nematoda; Chromadorea; Rhabditida; Onchocercidae
Source: the annotation of a GenBank genome assembly